Molecule: messenger RNA, 1719 nt
Organism: Dicrocoelium dendriticum
Lineage: Eukaryota; Metazoa; Platyhelminthes; Trematoda; Plagiorchiida; Dicrocoeliidae
Source: the annotation of a GenBank genome assembly
UUAUUCCACUCACCCCUAUUCACCCCGUCCUCUUUUACGGUUCCCCACAUACGUUUCUAUUACUUCACUUUUGUGACUAGCUUGGGUUGACACUGAAUCUUAUGCUUAAUGGUUUUUCCCUUACUCUGUACAUUUCGCUCGUUCGUGAGACAUCGUAUCGAUCCUUCGCCCCGGGAAUGACUAGCUUUGAUUGAUCGAUUGUCAGCCUUUCUGCAUAGCCUGUGUAUAUGCCCUAAUUUGAAUCGUGUGAUUGAGUUGCACACACAGACGUUUGGUGGCCGGUUUGGCGUGCGGCGUGAACAGUAUUUUCUACCCGGUCGUUUGUGUUCUCACUACGGUUAGUGGGUGGAAGCAGUCGUGGGGCUCCGACACAACAGUUUCUCUGGCGACGGAGGUGUUGAAUUAUCAUGGCUAUUUCAUUCGAGCAGUUGCAGUCCCUCCUUCAGCAGCAGCAGUUUCAGUUUGAAAAGUCACAGCAGCAGUUAUAUGAAUUGCUGUCACAAAAGCUCAACAUCCAGGUGGAAUGGCGGCCGGAACCGAGGCAGACAUCACAGGAAAUUGCAGAUGAAUGUCACAGACUGCUUAGUUUGAACAGUGAUCCAAAAAUUGUUGAUUUCAGACCCGCGGGAAGUGAACCCCAGUUCUGUCACGCAGCUAUUAAUGGCCAAAAUAUGAAUCCAGAUGUGCCGAACCAGAAGCCCCCGACUACGUCUUGGAACGAAGGUGAGAGGCACUCUACGAGAAAUUUCGCUCACAAAAUUCCUCCUUGUCAAAACGCGCACAAAUUCAUAUGCAAGCAUACUCCAAGAUUACGCGCAAGUUCCAACUUCCAAAGAAACCGGUUUCGCGGCGAAGUAAGGGAGGCGACGUCUGUAGUAUUUCGCACAGACUUUCCAGAGAAGAGAAAAUACCCUACAGUGAAACACAACAAUAUUCCGUUAUCGCUGCGACCAGAAACGAUGCAUACUAGAAAGACCAUUUCUCCAUCAACCCAGCCAGGACUUGGCACAUCGGCAGUCAAACAAAAAUUUCAUGCGGUUCAAAAUGUUUUGGAAGUGAAAGGAAUUCAGAAGUUAUACUUGCUCAGUGAGCCAACGAAUCGUAUCAUGUCUUGCACUAAUGGGGAUACAUAUCCCGAAUACUUUUGUUCUGACAACGUACUCGAACGAACGACAUUGCAUACUUGGCCUGAGCCCGAACUACCUUGGUGUUGGAUGCAUGUAGACCCAGGCGGAUACUCUUGUGUGAAGUUAUAUUGUCCUCCGUAUACUCACUUUUUAAGGAGGGAGAGGUGUUAUAGCGGAGGUAAGAAUACUCCACCACUCCCCGUGGUUUUGUGAGUUUUAUUCCACUCACCCCUAUUCACCCCGUCCUCUUUUACGGUUCCCCACAUACGUUUCUAUUACUUCACCUUUGUGACUAGCUUGGGUUGACACUGAAUCUUAUGCUUAAUGGUUUUUCCCUUACUCUGUACAUUUCGCUCGUUCGUGAGACAUCGUAUCGAUCCUUCGCCCCGGGAAUGACUAGCUUUGAUUGAUCGAUUGUCAGCCUUUCUGCAUAGCCUGUGUAUAUGCCCUAAUUUGAAUCAUGUCAUUGAGUUGCACACACAGACGUUUGGUGGCCGGUUUGGCGUGCGGCGUGAACAUUAUUUUCUACCCGGUCGUUGGUGUUCUCACUACGGUUAGUGGGUGGAAGCAGUCGUGGGGCUCCGACACAACA